UAGUAAAAUGUGAAGUUUUGAUGUCUUCAUUAUACUUUGCUUUAUUUUUGAAAUUUUCUAGAACUAACAUACAUUAUUGUUAAAAAUUAAUUUUAUUUUUAAGCCAUCUUAUAAACUUAAAAAAGGUAUAAACUUAAACUUACAAACUUAAAAAAUUAUGAUAGAACUCUUAAAGAAAGUAAAUAGAAAUCCAUAAUAGUUGCUUGUAGAGAUUAAAACUAGGGAUAUUAAAAGGAAUGGCAUUAAGAUGGAAAUUUAUUUUGUUUAAAUCAGUUUAUUUGUCCAUUCUAAAACUAUUGAGUACCUGUUAUGUGCCAGGCAUCUUGUUAGGUGAUAUACAUAUAAAGAUCAGUGCUAUACUAAUUCUAUCGUCAAGGAAUUUAGUCUGGUGGAAAAAUCAUAAAUGAAAUGAUAAGAUAGUAAAUCAUGGUAAUUCCAGUGCUGAUGAUGUGGACAGGACACUUUGGGAUUCCUCCCCAGAUAGCCAGCCAGUGAGGGAAGUGGAUGAUUAUAGGUGGCUUCCUGGACCCUGAGCUGAGUUUUCAUUUAUUCCAUUCCUCUUACUGGAAAAUAUUUAUAAAUUUUUGUCUUCUUCCACAUUUUAGCUGGAAUACAGCAAUGGCGAUCAGAAGGUAAAAUAGCCGUAUGGCUGCACAUUCCCAUCCUCCAAAGCCGAUUUAUUGCCCCUGCUGCUUCCCUGGGCUUCCGCUUCCACCACGCAGAAUCGGAUUCAUCAAUGCUUACACUGUGGCUGGGAGAAGGGCCCAGCAGAUUACCAGGCUAUGCCACACAUCAAGUAGGAGUUGCAGGAGCUGUAUUUGAUGAAAAUACUAGGAAAAUAUUGGUUGUGCAAGAUCGAAAUAAAUUAAAAAAUAUGUGGAAGUUUCCAGGAGGCCUGUCAGAGCCUGGAGAAGAUAUUGGAGACACAGCAGUUCGAGAAGUUUUUGAAGAGACUGGUAUAAAAUCAGAAUUCAGAUCCCUCCUGAGUAUUCGGCAACAGCACGCCAAUCCAGGAGCUUUUGGGAAGUCAGAUAUGUAUAUCAUCUGCCGCUUAAAGCCAUGUUCAUUCACCAUAAAUUUUUGCCAGCAUGAAUGUUUAAGGUGUGAGUGGAUGGAUCUCAGUGACCUGGUCAAGACUGAAAAUACGACUCCCAUCACCAGCAGAGUUGCUAGGCUGAUGCUGUAUGGGUUCAGAGAAGGAUUUGACAAGAUCGAUCUGACCAUGGAAGAACUCCCAGCAGUUUACACAGGCCUGUUCUAUAAACUCUAUCACAAGGAACUCCCAGAGAGUUACAAAACUAUGGCAGGAAUGUACUAAAUUCACAUUUGCAUGUUUAAAAAGUUUCAAAGUAAAUUUACAUAUAGAUUAAUGUGUGCCACAUUACAAGAAGUAGUGGACAUUUUGAGUAAUUAACUAAAUAUCUGACUUUAAUUUUCUAAUGUGUAUGGUUUUUAUGAAGAAAAUUUGUUUAUAAAUGUGCACAUUUUGAAAGCCCCUUUUCAAAUAAAGUAAAUG
This is a messenger RNA of Trichechus manatus latirostris (Florida manatee), 1516 nucleotides long. RefSeq names its product nucleoside diphosphate-linked moiety X motif 6. Bases 737 to 1318 code for a protein of 193 amino acids. Lineage: Eukaryota; Metazoa; Chordata; Mammalia; Sirenia; Trichechidae. Gene Ontology annotation, molecular function: NADH pyrophosphatase activity; ADP-ribose diphosphatase activity; NAD binding. The transcript is spliced from 4 exons. The record is from RefSeq and is a predicted model, not a curated record.